Messenger RNA from Hipposideros armiger (great roundleaf bat), 1220 nucleotides. RefSeq names its product nudix hydrolase 6 (gene NUDT6). The transcript is spliced from 5 exons. Gene Ontology annotation, molecular function: ADP-ribose diphosphatase activity; NAD binding; NADH pyrophosphatase activity. Bases 24 to 965 code for a protein of 313 amino acids. The record is from RefSeq and is a predicted model, not a curated record. NCBI's taxonomy places the organism in Eukaryota, Metazoa, Chordata, Mammalia, Chiroptera, Hipposideridae.
CGGCGGCCGGGACAGGCGCGGGGAUGCCUCCUCUGCUGAGCGGGGGCCACCUGCGCGUGGUGCUGGCUCGCGCCCGCCGCGCAAGGCUGUCAGCCGCGCCCCGCAGGACCUCGGGCGGUGCGGGCUGCGCGCGGGACACCCCUGCCGGAUCCGGCUUGCUGCGGGGAGAGCUGGACAGGUUCGGGGGCGUCACGGUGCGCCUGGCGCGGCUGGACAGCCUGGACGUCGCCGCCUUCCAGAGUGGCCUGCAGGCUGCAGUGCAACGGUGGAGAUCGGAAGGCAGAAUAGCAGUCUGGCUGCACAUUCCCAUCCUGCAAAGCCGAUUUAUUGCACCGGCCGCUGCCCUGGGCUUCCGCUUUCACCACGCAGAAUCGGAUUCAUCCACGCUGACGCUGUGGCUGGGAGAGGGGCCCAGCCGACUCCCAGGAUAUGCUACACAUCAAGUGGGAGUCGCAGGAGCUGUAUUUGAUGAAAAUACUAGAAAAAUAUUGGUUGUACAAGAUCGAAAUAAAUUGAAAAAUAUGUGGAAGCUCCCAGGAGGCCUGUCAGAGCCUGGAGAAGAUAUUGGAGACACAGCAGUCCGAGAAGUUUUUGAGGAGACUGGUAUAGAGUCCGAGUUCAGGUCCCUCCUGAGCAUCCGGCAGCAGCACGCCCACCCAGGGGCUUUCGGAAAGUCGGACAUGUACAUCAUCUGCCGCCUACAGCCCCGGUCCCUCACCAUCCGUUUCUGCCAGCACGAAUGCCUGCGGUGUGAGUGGAUGGGGCUCACCGAGCUGGCCAGGACCGAAAACACCACCCCCAUCACCAGCAGAGCUGCUCGGCUGCUGCUGUACGGGGCCAGGGAAGGCUUUGACAAGAUCGACCUGACCGCCGAAAAACUUCCGGCGGUUUACACAGGCUUGUUCUAUAAACUCUAUCACAGGGAACUGCCCGACAGGUACAAAACGAUGACAGGGCUGAAUUAAAUUCAUAUUUACAUGUUUAAAAUUUGUAAGUAAAUUGUACACGUGGAUUAAUGAGUGCCAUAUUAUGAGAGUAGAGGACAUUUUGGGUUAACUAAAUAUCUAACUUUAAUUUUCUAAUGUGUGUAAGUGAGUGCCCUGAAAAAAUCUGUUAAGUGUGCACAUAAGCUUCUUUUCAAAUGAAGCAAAUGUAUGAAAAAGAUUGUAGCUCUAAGUAAGCUUCACUGGAUAAAGGCAAAUGCUAUUGAAAAGGUGGAA